Molecule: messenger RNA, 2531 nt
Organism: Corticium candelabrum
Lineage: Eukaryota; Metazoa; Porifera; Homoscleromorpha; Homosclerophorida; Plakinidae
Exons: 11
Coding region: 1-2292 (763 amino acids)
Biological process (GO): protein phosphorylation; signal transduction
Cellular component (GO): cytoplasm
Molecular function (GO): ATP binding; protein kinase activity
Source: RefSeq, a predicted model, not a curated record
AUGGCGGCUGCAGCUCAACCAACUAUCUUUCGGUCCGACAAUUUUGUUUACGACACAGAAAGAGACUGGCUUGGUUCAGGUGCCUUUGGCGACGUCUAUAGAUGUUGUUUGAGAGAUUCCGGUGAGCAAGUCGCUCUAAAGAUCAUCGCGACGCCAAAAAGACUGAAACCUAGUGAGGAGGAUACCUUUCUGCGCGAAGUAAGCAUUCUUCGUCUAUUGACAGAAUGUCCUCACGUCAUUCGACUAGUGGGUGUGUGCCUUGGUCCUGGCAAUUACGCGAUUGUAAUGGAAUAUGUGGAAAAUGGAGAUUUGGAGGACAUGUUGAUGUCAGAAACAAGCGAACAUCGUAAAAUUAUUGGACAGUGGAGCUGUCGGCUGAAGAUGAGUUUGGAAAUUGCUAAAGGGAUGAACUUCUUACACAGUCUCAACCCUCCAAUUAUACACAGAGACUUGAAGACAUCCAACGUGCUAGUUGAUCACAAUUACUCUUGCAAGAUUAUCGACUUUGGGUUGUCAACAACAAGAGAAAUUUCGAGACAGUCAGGGAUCCAAUCUCGUAGCUCAAAAGGGGUAGGAACGGUGGCUUUCACUGCACCAGAAGUAUUUCAAAACAAUGUAGUGAAGAAAAAAGAAACAAAGCUUGAUGUUUAUUCAUAUUCUAUCAUUCUUUGGCAACUGAAGGAAAUGAAGCGAGUUUAUGGUGAAAAUCACAUUGACGUGAUUCGUGCAAAUGUUCUGGCUGAUGAGAGACCUGAAUUGAGUGACGACGACUGCAGUGAAGGCUUUCGAAACUUGAUUGUUCGAUGUUGGGACAUUCUGCCUGAGGUCAGGCUAUCCUUCAAAGAAAUAAUUACAACUUUUGAAGGGAUCAUGGGACAGACUUCUGUGUCAUUGAAUCAAACCAGUCAUGACGUUGUUUUAAGUGCUGACAAUCCAGUUACUGAAGUACAGGCUGGAAAAGUGAUUGAUAGCACUUCUGUUCAACCAGUCGAUCAUACAAGUGUUUCAUCAUCAUUAUCAAUGGUGCUUGAAAGUCAGUCUGUUAAGAAGUCAAAUGCAGGGUCAAAACCUGUUUGCACAUUUUUUAGGGUUGUGCCACGUUUAGCUGAGAAACAAACUGACAUGCAGAAGAGCAUUCCAAGCUCUAAGAGCGUGAGAAGAGACACUUGGAGAAUUAGAAAGUUCCCGAAGCGCAUAUUUGGGAUAGACACGGAAUUACUCGGAGCCAGUGCUGCAGUGAUGCUACAAACUGCACAACCUCCGAUGAAUGUUCCGCGUUGGAAACCAUUUUCACCGUAUUAUAGAAUUACAGGAAUACAGACGACAAAUGAAUUGCAAUGGUCUACACGUGCUCUGCAUCUACCUGAAAUUUUGAAAGCUGCGAAGGAGGUAUUGACUGAUAUACGGCUUGAAGCAGAUGACGAAGGAAGCACUCAUCGUUUACAGAUGGACAUUUGGCUGCAUCUCGGGCUGCAACUUAUUACCGAUGUGACAGAUGGGGAGACACUUUUGUGUUACUUCAUUGAGAAUGUGUUAUCGAAGAUGAAGUUCAGAAAACAAGGUGGCAAUUGGACAAACACGUUUGAACCAGGAUUGCAAGAACGAGAUCUCUUUCCUUUGCAUCGUUAUGUCACGGUGCACGCCGAGGCGACACAUUCGAGUACUCGUCACGACAUGAAGUUUAAAACUCCUUCAAAUCGAGAGCGUCGUUUCAAGGUGUGGAUACCCGGAGACGAGUACGAUGGCACCGGUGUGCGACAAACGCCAGGCGUCCAUCCUUCGGAGCAAAAAUCUGCUGAAGAUGGGCAGAGGGUCGGUUGUGGGUAUCUCUUUUUUCCAUAUAACAGCAGACUGGUAGCAGACGUCUCCAUGCCUUAUUAUCCAUUUGAUUGUCGUUUACUGGUCAGAACAGGCAUUACUAGUGUUACCGAUGAAAGCGAACAAGAAAAGCAAGAGGACGCUAUUUUGUGUCGAAAUUACUUGGAGAAAGUUCGCAUCAACGGCAAAGACCUAAGAAUUCCUCAAGUGAGGCUGCUGCCUAAUUACCGCUUGCUAUAUCACAGAAAGUGUGAGCAACAAUCUUACCGAUUUCGAGGUUUUGAGUUGACUGUUUCAAAAGAAAAGACAUUACACGAGCAGACACCGGACAGGAUUAAUGUUCACAUUCACAACAUUGAAUGUGAUUCUCUCCUACAGCAAAAUCGAGGACGGGACUGGAAACCUGAUGACGUUCUUCGCUUUAUUCCAGAAAUGCUCAAAUGUGCAAAGAGCAUUCACUACAAUUUCAUGUAGAAAGACGUACGGACGGGUGACUGUGGAUGGGUAACGUGUUUGCAAAGUAAUUGAUAUCUCCUAUUUUUAGGCAUAGAGACUUGUCCAGCGGAACAGCUAUGGGCUUUGACAAAGACAAACAUUGAAUUAUGUAUAGUUAUAAAAUUUUGUGUAUCUGAGUAGUGUAGACCCAAAUUCUUUUACAACAGUUGGACAUUAUUGUAGUCACUACCGGUAUUGCAAAUGAUCCCUUGCCUGAC